AUAGAGGGUACUAUGUACUUGUAGAAGCAACUGUGCUACGAAUUUAUAAGAAAUCUUCGGAUUAUUGACUUACAGAAGCAUUCGCAAUCUGUCGGUUGAGUUAAGCGGUCUGAGCUCGGAACAAAUAAUUAAUAUAAUAAUAGAAACUAAUUCAAUGAGCGAAAUAUUCAAUCUAUAUUGAUACAGUUAUCAGUCAGAAACAGAGACAGAGAGAGAGGGAGAGAGAUAGAGAUUGAAAGGAAGAGGGGGCAUUACAAAAUACGUAAUUAAUUUAAAUCAAUCAAAAGUCAAUCAGAGCAAGUGCAAAAUGGCAUUGUCCAAAAUUGAUACGAUCGAUACGGAAAUGGCGCACAUCGAUCAGGAGAAAUAUUUGCGACAGGCCACACAAUAUUAUUGCGCGUUGGAGAAACCGCUGAAAUACGGACCGGCUGUGGAUACACUGCCUGAUCUGGUAAAGGCGCUGCAUCGCGAAUUCGAAUCAAACUAUGUGAACAUCGAGAUGGUCAAUCAUCUGAUGUUGGCCUACAAAUCGAACCCGAAGGAAUGGCGCAAAUAUGCCAAGUUCGAUCGUUAUACGUACACCCGGAAUCUGGUCGAUGCUGGCAAUGGCAAGUUCAAUUUGCUCAUACUGUGCUGGGGUGAGGGGCACAGCUCCUCGGUGCACGAUCAUGCCGAUUCGCAUUGCUUCAUGAAGAUGCUGAAAGGUGAGCUGCGCGAGAAACGCUAUCGUUAUCCCAAUCGGCCGGAUAACGACAGAGUCCAGCAGCAGGAGCAGCAUGGAGAGAUCGAUGAUCGUUCGUUGGUGGAGAUGGGUGAAACGCCCAUACCACUCAAUGAUGUGGCCUAUAUAAAUGAUAACUUGGGACUGCAUCGCGUGGAGAAUCCAAGUCAUGCGGAUACAUCCGUUUCCCUGCAUCUCUAUUGUCCACCCUUCGACACGUGCAGCAUCUUCCAGGAAAAUUGCAAGAAGACCACCGCCAAGGUGACAUUCUGGAGUAAAUACGGUGUUCGAACCAAACUCGAUGAGCAAUAGAUAAAUGUGCAAUUCCAACUUAUUUGUUAUGUAAUUAAUGCUUAGGUCUCUCGCUAUUAUAAGUUUAAUAUAUUUCUUGAUACACACACA
Drosophila grimshawi is the source of this 1123-nucleotide messenger RNA. Its product is annotated as cysteine dioxygenase type 1. The record is from RefSeq and is a predicted model, not a curated record. Bases 308 to 1033 code for a protein of 241 amino acids. NCBI's taxonomy places the organism in Eukaryota, Metazoa, Arthropoda, Insecta, Diptera, Drosophilidae. Gene Ontology annotation, biological process: L-cysteine catabolic process. The transcript is spliced from 3 exons. Gene Ontology annotation, molecular function: ferrous iron binding; cysteine dioxygenase activity.